This is a messenger RNA of Phaedon cochleariae (mustard beetle), 507 nucleotides long. The record is from the annotation of a GenBank genome assembly. Lineage: Eukaryota; Metazoa; Arthropoda; Insecta; Coleoptera; Chrysomelidae.
AUGUGCUACCUGGAUCCCGUAGAUUCACCGAAACUGAGACCUUAUCCCAACUGGAAAGCCCACGACAAACAAGGACCGAAUCCCCCUGAUAUAGUAUCUCCUUCCAGAGCCAGAGCUGAUACUUGUGGAAGGCUAUGGGUACUAGAUACCGGACUCGUCAACAUAUUAUCGGCAGACACCACAUCAGCUGUCAAUCCAAGGUUCGUAGUAUACAACUUGACCACAGACGAAAUCAUCUCCAGCUAUACCAUUCCCGAAGGGCAGUUCGACAAAGUUUCUAGCUUCUUCGGUAACAUAGCUGUCGAGGAGAACAACUGUACAGAUAGUUUUGCCUAUCUGGCAGAUUUCGGCAAACCAGCGUUGGUCGUUUACGAUUUGGCGAAGAACAGAUCCUGGCAAGUGAACCAUAACUUCUUCAACGUAGAUCCACUUGCUGGAAAUCUCAAUGUUUCAGGGGAAGGAAGGAAGGAUUGGUCCCGUGCCCUGAGAGCCCUCCAAACCUUUUGA